Messenger RNA from Gastrolobium bilobum, 1569 nucleotides. RefSeq names its product serine carboxypeptidase-like 17. Gene Ontology annotation, biological process: proteolysis; secondary metabolic process. The record is from RefSeq and is a predicted model, not a curated record. Gene Ontology annotation, molecular function: serine-type carboxypeptidase activity; acyltransferase activity, transferring groups other than amino-acyl groups. NCBI's taxonomy places the organism in Eukaryota, Viridiplantae, Streptophyta, Magnoliopsida, Fabales, Fabaceae. The transcript has 14 exons. The coding region runs from base 1 to 1410 and encodes 469 amino acids.
AUGAAUAUAAUUUCAAAUUGUUAUCGCUAUUGUCAGAUUCUACUUGCUUUUGCAAUUUUCUUACAGAUAUCAUCUCAGCUUGAAGCCUCUCGGUCAAAGGUGGAACUGCUUCCUGGCUUUCAAGGACCUCUUCCCUUUGAACUCGAAACUGGGUAUGUGGGAUUAGGGGAAAGAGAUGAUGACAUGCAAGUGUUCUACUACUUUAUUAAGUCAGAGAACAACCCUGAGAAAGACCCUCUUAUGCUUUGGCUAACUGGUGGCCAUGGCUGCUCUUCAUUUUCGGCUCUUGCCUUUCAAAUAGGUCCACUUGCUUUUAAAACUGAGGAGUACAAUGGGAGCCUUCCUAAUUUGGUCUUGAGGCCACAAUCCUGGACAAAGGUAUGUAGCAUUAUAUUUGUAGAUUUGCCACUUGGAACUGGUUUCUCAUAUGCAAAAAAUCUCACUGCUCAACGAAGUGACUGGAAAUUAGUUCACCAUGCCCAUCAUUUUCUUAGAAAGUGGCUGAUUGAUCACUCGGAAUUUCUUUCAAAUAAAUUCUACGUUGGAGCUGAUUCAUACUCUGGCAUUCCUGCCCCCGCUAUUGUUCAAGAAAUUUCAAAUGCAAAUGAAAAAGGUCUCCAACCAUGGAUAAAUCUCCAGGGAUAUCUACUAGGGAACCCCGUAACAACUAAAAGAGAGAAAAAUUAUCAAAUCCCAUUUGCUCAUGGAAUGGGACUUAUUUCUGAUGAACUCUAUGAGACACUACAGAGAAAUUGUAAAGGAGAAUAUGAAGAUAUAGAUUCCGAAUUGUGUUUAAUAGAUUACCGCUCUUAUGAGGAGUGUCUUUCAGGAAUUAAUAUGUUUAACAUUUUGGAUAGCUAUUGCAUAGAUGAUGAUGCACUUAAGCAACAUGAAGAAGCUGUGUGCAGGAGAUCUCUGACUCAGAAGUUGAAAGCCUCUCUUAGUCCUCAUCUCACUGUGCCAGAAUUAAGCUGCCAAAUUUAUAGUUUUUUCCUUGCCACUCAAUGGGCCAAUGAUGAAAGUGUUCGCAGGUCACUGCAUAUUCGAGAGGGAACUAUAGGGAAAUGGCAACGUUGUUACACUACUGAUUUUAAGGAAGAAAUUUCUAGUAGCUUUGAGUUUCAUGUAAAUCUCAGUGCAAAAGGGUACCGUUCCUUAAUAUACAGUGGGGACCAUGAUGCAGUUGUUCCUUUCAUGGCAACCCAAGCGUGGAUAAGGGAUCUGAACUACUCCAUUGUGGAUGAUUGGAGGCCAUGGCUUGUUAAUGGCCAAGUUGCAGGAUACACAAGGACUUACUCGAAUCAAAUGACAUUUGCAACUGUAAAGGGUUCGGGACAUACAGCUUCUGAGUACAAGCCUGAUGAAGGUUUUGCCAUGUUCACUCGGUGGAUAUCUAAUGUGACUUUGUAACUCAGCAGCUAAAAUGGAAGAAACCUGGUUAUCCAUAAGAUGCUCACUUGUGUGUGUAUAUAUAUAUAUAUAUAUAUAUAUAUAUAUAUAUAUAUAUUUUGAACUAUCAAUGUUUGAACAUUCUGUGUACUUAUGUGCAAUAAAAUGGUAAACAAUCAU